Messenger RNA from Knipowitschia caucasica, 1785 nucleotides. The record is from the annotation of a GenBank genome assembly. Lineage: Eukaryota; Metazoa; Chordata; Actinopteri; Gobiiformes; Gobiidae.
AUGUCUCUGUGGGGGGCCACUCUGGGCCUUCUCCUCCUGGUUCCUCUGGUUCCUGGAGGGUCCAGCUCUCCACCGUGUCCUUUCAGCUGCAGAUGUUACAGCCUCACAGUGGAGUGUGGCUCCACCAGUCUGAGGGAGGCCCCGAAGCACAUGCCCCCAUCCACACAGACCAUCUUCCUGCAGGACAACCACAUCACUCACCUCCGCAAACAGGACCUGGCCCCGCUCCGGCACCUGCACUACCUCUACCUACAGAACAACAGUAUCUCGGCGGUGGAGCCGGGGUCCUUCGAGCACCAGGCCCAGCUCCUGGAGCUGGCUCUGAACGGGAACAGGAUCCACCUCCUCAGCCCCGACCUGUUCCAGGGCCUGGACCACCUCCGCAUCCUCUACCUGUCCCGCAACGACAUCACACGGCUGCAAGACCACAGCUUCAGGGGCCUCCAGCGUCUCCAGGAGCUCCAUCUUCAGCAGAACAGCAUCGAGGUGCUGUCGGAUCAGGCUCUGUCCGGUCUCUCCUCUCUGGCCCUGCUGGACCUGAGCCGCAACAACCUCCACACCAUGAGCCCCGUCUCCCUGAGGCCCCUGGUCAGUCUGCAGGUGCUGCGCAUGACGGAUAACCCGUGGCGCUGUGACUGCGCGCUGCACUGGCUGCGCCGCUGGAUCGAUGAGGAGGGUCAGAGGCUGCUGAGCUCCGCCGAGCGCCGCCUGGUGUGUGCCGACCCCCCGCGGCUCUCCCUGCUCAGUCUGGUGGAGGUGCCGUUGAGGAGCCUGGUCUGCAUCCCCCCCGUGGUGCAGCUGGAGCCCCGCCGCCUCGCCGUGCGGCUGGGGGAGAGUCUGCGGGUGUCAUGCCACGCCUCGGGGUACCCCCGCCCACAGGUGACAUGGAGGAAGGCGUCCCAGGGGAAGACGGCCCUCUCCCCUCGGGGCCUGGUGCAGGAGCCUGGGGCUGGUGUGGUGGGUCGGGCUGAGGGCCCGUCAGAGGGGCCCUCGGAGGCGGUGCACAGAGUGGAGCGCUUCGACCCGGACACCGGUAGCGGGAUGUUGUUCCUCAGUAACGUGACGGUGGGCCACGCCGGAUUCUACGAGUGCGAGGCUUGGAACGCAGGGGGCGUGGCCAGGGUCACCUUCCAGCUCGCCAUCAACUCCUCCACCUCCAUGUGGGCCUCGUGGUCCCAGCUCUCCUCCCACGCCCCGGCCUGGCCCCGCCCCCGCAACCACGGCCCAGAGGUGUCGCGAGAGCCGCUGUACGCUCUGGGCAGCAUGGCCUUCAGCGCCCUGGGCCCCGCCACGCAGACCGCCAUCGCUGUGGGCAUCUCUCUGUUAGCUCUGACUGCUCUGCUGCUGCUCCUGAUGAUCUACAGCAGGCAGCAGCAGACAGACAAGGACCCCCAGCACCCGGAGAGCAAGGAGGAGAGUAUCCUGUAUGUGAACGACUACUCGGACGGCCCCACCACCUUCGCACAGCUGGAGGAGUACCGGGACGAGCGUGGCCACGAGAUGUACGUCCUGAACCGCGCCAAACCUGUGCCUCCGCCCGUGGUUCCGCCCGACGUCAACACUGCCGCCCCCCCAACUGAGAGCUCCACCCACUGCUCCACUCAGGGGCCGCCCUCCAGCCCCCCCCAGGCCCCCAAACAGCUGGACGACACGCGGACUUUGAGAAGGAUGGCAGGGGAAGGAGGAGAAGCGGAGCCGGUGCUGACGGCCGAGUCUGAGGGCCUGUACCUGAACCACAGCGGACUGUUCAUAGACUCUCAGAUCGCCUACGAGAUCCACUGCUGA